Molecule: messenger RNA, 1191 nt
Organism: Dermatophagoides farinae (American house dust mite)
Lineage: Eukaryota; Metazoa; Arthropoda; Arachnida; Sarcoptiformes; Pyroglyphidae
Gene: p47
Product: NSFL1 cofactor p47
Biological process (GO): Golgi organization; autophagosome assembly; proteasome-mediated ubiquitin-dependent protein catabolic process
Cellular component (GO): cytosol; nucleus
Molecular function (GO): ubiquitin binding
Source: RefSeq, a predicted model, not a curated record
UUGCAAAAGGUGUUUUUAAGUUUCAAACUUAUUUGAUUUUUUUUAACGAUUAUAUAUUGUUUGUAUUUGUCACUUUCCAUUUAAGAAAUCGAAACAUUGGACAUCACCAUCAGAAAUGUCGGAUGACGAUUCAAAUUCAAAUUCAAAUAAUAAACCGGUUCCAAAACCGAAUACAUCUCGUAAUUCAAAUAUAGCAACAUUGUCAUCAAUCAGAGAUGAUAGUGAUCCUGGUGGUCAGGCAUUUUAUGCCGGUGGUUCUGAACAUUCUGGUCAACAAGUAUUAGGACCACAAAAAUCUAAUCGUGAUCCAAAUAAUAUUGUUUCGGAAAUGUUUAAACAAGCACGUGAACACGCCAUUUCGGAAGAAGAAUUGAAUGCUAGUAAAAAACCGAAUAAAUCAACAUUCAGUGGUAUUGGUGCUACACUUGGAUCAGCUACUGAAAUUUCUCGUAGAAUUUUUGGUGGUCCAUCAUCAUCAUCUGCUCAUCAUUCAGACGAUUCAAGUGACUCGGAUCGAGAUACUACAUUGAAAUUAUGGCAUGAUGGAUUCAGCAUUGAUGAUGGUCCGCUUCGAUCAUAUCAGGAUCCAUCAAAUGCCGAAUUUUUAGCAUCAAUCCGUAGUGGACAAAUUCCUCGUGAAUUAUCACGAGGAAGCAGAUCUGAAGUUCAUCUAAAAAUGGAAGAUCAUCGUACUGAAGAAUAUCAAGCACCACCGAAAAAACCAGCUAAACCAUUUACAGGUGAAGGUCAACGUUUAGGAACACCGGCAAGUGAAAUUAUAUCACAAGUUGGCCAACUUGUAUCAACAGAUCCAGCUUCUAGAGAACAAGCCUUAGAAUCGGCCAAUGCUUAUCUACAAUUUGAUAGUGCACAGCCACAUACACGAGUCCAAAUUAGAUUAGCUGAUGGAUCAAGGCUUGUUCCACAGAUUAAUAUCGAUCGUCGCAUAUCAGAUUUACGACAAUAUAUUUGUUUAGCACGACCAGAAUAUGGUGCAUCACAAUUCAUAUUGAUGACAACUUUUCCAAAUAAAGUUAUUGAUGAUGAAUCAAUUACAAUCAAAGAUGGUGGUCUAUCCAAUGCAUCAGUGGUUCAAUGUAUCAAAAAUGAUGAUUGAAUUUCUUACGAGAUAGCGAGAAAACGGCGAUGAUGAUACACGAAAUGUGAUUGAUUUUUUUUCACACACACACA